AUGACCUCGUCACAGAACGCCGCCGUCACUGACCUCAAUCCACCGUUUGAUGUCUGUGACGUCACGGCGAGUAAAGAGGAACAUCUGACUGUGAUUGAUCCUGAGAGAGGAGAGAGGAGAGGAGGCAAGGAGAGGAGAGAAGGAGAGAGGAGAAGGAGGAGAAGGAGAGAGGAGGGAAGAGAGGAGGAGAGAGGAGAGGAGGCAAGGAGAGGAGAGAAGGAGAGAGGAGAGGAGAGGAGGUGGGAAGAGAGGAGAGAGGAGAGAGGAGAGGAGAGAAGGUGGGAAGAGAGGAGAGAGGAGAGAGGAGAGGAGGCAAGGAGAGGAGAGAAGAAGAGAGGAGAGGAGAGGAGAGAAGGUGGGAAGAGAGGAGAGAGGAGAGGAGGCAAGGAGAGGAGAGAAGGAGAGAGGAGAGGAGAGAGGAGAGGAGGCAAGGAGAGGAGAGAAGGAGAGAGGAGAGGAGAGGAGGUGGGAAGAGAGGAGAGAGGAGAGAGGAGAGGAGAGAAGGUGGGAAGAGAGGAGAGAGGAGAGAGGAGAGGAGGCAAGGAGAGGAGAGAAGAAGAGAGGAGAGGAGAGGAGAGAAGGUGGGAAGAGAGGAGAGAGGAGAGGAGGCAAGGAGAGGAGAGAAGGAGAGAGGAGAGGAGAGAGGAGAGGAGGCAAGGAGAGGAGAGAAGAAGAGAGGAGAGGAGAGAGGAGGAGAGAGGAGGAGAGAGGAGAGGAGAGAAGGUGGGAAGAGAGGAGGAGAGAGGAGAGAAGGAGAGAGGAGAGGAGAGAAGGUGGGAAGAGAGGAGGAGAGAGGAGAGAAGGAGAGAGGAGAGGAGAGAGGAGAAGGAGGAGAAGGAGAGAGGAGGCAGGUUCCUUUCACAGGCAGAACCAGACUGA
Molecule: messenger RNA, 879 nt
Organism: Xyrichtys novacula (pearly razorfish)
Lineage: Eukaryota; Metazoa; Chordata; Actinopteri; Labriformes; Labridae
Source: the annotation of a GenBank genome assembly